AGCUGCACCCUAUGUCACACAAUCCAGAGGACAACAUUGCUGGGCACAGGCACUGAAAGUCCAAAAAAAAGGUCUGAAUCACCCAUUAUGGGACCCUCAACCACACCGAUCCUCCUUCCAACCACAGCCGUCCAGGCUCCUGGGACCAACCAGAGUGGGGCUGUGGGACAACCAGAGGCAUCCUACACUGUCCUCAAGUUCAUGGAGAGCUUCUGCCUGCUGAGUGCUGCCUGUGGGAUGGUGGGGAAUGGCCUGGUGCUGUGGUACCUGGGCUUCCGCAUUCGCAGGAACCACUUCACUGUCUACAUCCUGAACCUGGCGGCCGCCGACUUUGGGUACCUGCUGUGCAUCGCUGUGGAGACCGUGCAGUACCUGAUGCAGUUCAACGUGGGGGUGCAGUUCGGGAUAUUCCUCUUCCUGGAUCUCUUCAUGUACGGCACAGGCCUGUACCUGCUGACUGCCAUCAGCAUUGAGCGCUGCCUGUCUGUGCUGUCCCCCAUCUGGUGCCGGACACACCGCCCGAAGCACCUGUCUGCCGUGGUGUCCGGCCUGCUCUGGGCCCUGUCCCUGCUCCUGAACACUCUGGGAUAUGUUUUGUGCACUGUUCGCCCCUCUCCCAGGGUUUGCCAGCGCCUGCUCAUCGCCAUCGGAGCCUUGGAUUUCCUCGUCUGCGCGCCCCUCAUGCUGCUCUUCAGCCUCACCCUCUUCCUGCGGGUCAAGUGCAGCUCCCAGCCCUUCCAAACAGGCCGGCUCUUCACUGUCAUCAUGCUCACCAUCCUCCUCUUUCUCAUUUUUGCCGUGCCCCUCAGUGUCCUCAUCCUCCUGGACUUCCUGGGCCACAAGUUCCUGUAUUCCCCAGAGAUUGGCUUUGUGCUGUCCUGCGUCAACAGCACCCUCAACCCCGUCAUUUACUUCCUGGUGGGAAGCUACAGGGAUAGGAAAUUCAGGCUCACCCUCAGACUGGCAUUCCAGAGGGCCUUCCAAGACUCAGCAGAUGACAGAGAUGAGAGGGAAACUCGAGACACAAUAACCAUGUCCUCCUAAAAUCCUGCCUGGAAUGUCUUAGCAGAACUGAAGAACUCUGAGUUACUGGGGAAGGUUCAUGUCACUUGACCCUCAGCACUCUCUUUGUAGAUAUUUUAGGUCAUUAUUUUAAGUCCCCAUCUGUGGCACAUAAGCACCUGGACCACAGAACUUACCUGACCUGUAUUUAGGAUACAUUAAAAGUUCCUGUUUCUUUCUAGUGACUAUUAAAUAAUAUUAAUUUGAUAAGGUUGAAAUGUCUUGGUGUCUGAAUUUCAGCAAAGAAUUCCUGCUCAGGAUAAAUCCUUGUCAUUCAUAAACUCAUAAAUUCUCAGUGUUGCUUUUCACUCAGAUCUCAGAAAAUGAGAUCAGUACGAACAAUCCUUCUGUUGGAAGCAGACAUAAAGUUCCUGGAAAAAGAAUCCAUCUAUCCUUCUUAGUUUAGAAUUCCCACGUCUGAGCACGCACAUAGCCUUUUGUGGCUCACAGAGGGCUUCCUAAUGUGAGCAUUUCAGGGGCUGAAAAGAUUCACAUCCACCAAGUCCAUUUCUUCUCUGAACCAGGGAUGUUUCCACACCACAGAGAAGAAAAGGGCUCCAACUCCUUCCAAUUUGCUUUAAAAAUUUAGUCACUGAGUUUCAUCCUCUGUUGUCUUGUAUUUCAAAGAAAUACAUGACUGGAGAUUAUUAUUUUAUAUUAUAUUAUUGCAUGUUAUUUUAAUUUCUUCCAGCCCUUGGCAGAGUCUCUGCAUUUAUCUACAUCAUGCAUUGGGUGGUUAUUUCUUCCUUUAAAAGGACAGAUCAGAAUCCAUGGCUUUAAAAUCUUCUUUAACAAUAAAAAUAAAUCAAAAGAUAGUGGGGAAAAAAUACAGGAAACAGAACAAGGUAAAUAAAUACCAUGAUUUGCAACAAAUUAUUCUCUAAACCAAAUCCUUUGAGGGAAAAAAUUGGAUUAUUUGUGCUCUCAGACUGCCUAACAUUUAUUCUUUUAAUCAAAAUCAUUAGAAGAAGUCAACGUGGGUAAUUGUCUUUGAAAAACCUCACAAAUUCAUGUUCAAAAUGUUAUCUUUUUGAUAU
Messenger RNA from Pseudopodoces humilis (Tibetan ground-tit), 2099 nucleotides. Its product is annotated as proto-oncogene Mas-like. Gene Ontology annotation, biological process: G protein-coupled receptor signaling pathway. Gene Ontology annotation, cellular component: plasma membrane. Gene Ontology annotation, molecular function: G protein-coupled receptor activity. NCBI's taxonomy places the organism in Eukaryota, Metazoa, Chordata, Aves, Passeriformes, Paridae. The record is from RefSeq and is a predicted model, not a curated record.